GGCUGAAGGUGCGCUCCCUCCGGGACGCCGGUGCGGGAGCUGGGGCUGCGGCCGCGAGGGGAGAGCGUUCAUCCGGGGCCAUGAACGGGACGGUGAACCCACUGCUGGACCGUGAGGAACACUGCCUGCGCCUCGGAGAGAGCUUCGAGAAGCGGCCACGGGCCUCCUUCCACACCAUUCGCUAUGAUUUUAAGCCAGCGUCUAUAGACACUUCCUGUGAAGGAGAGCUUCAGGUUGGCAAAGGAGAUGAAGUCACAAUUACGCUGCCACAUAUUCCUGGAUCCACGCCACCAAUGACUGUGUUCAAGGGGAACAAACGGCCUUAUCAGAAAGACUGUGUGCUUAUCAUUAAUCACGACACUGGUGAAUAUGUGCUGGAGAAACUCAGUAGCAGCAUUCAGGUCAAGAAGACCAGAGCUGAGGGGAGCAGCAAAAUCCAGGCCCGGAUGGAGCAGCAGCCCACUCGGCCCUCACAGCCUUCACAGCCACCCCCACCCCCACCCCCACCUCCCGGGCCCCUCAGAGUGGCAGCGAAGCCUCCAGUUGGACCCAGAACUUCUCCCUUGAAGGACAACCCCUCGCCUGAACCUCAGCUGGAUGACAUCAAAAGAGAGCUGAGGGCUGAAGUUGACAUUAUUGAGCAGAUGAGCAGCAGCAGUGGGAGCAGCUCCUCAGACUCCGAGAGCUCCUCAGGAAGUGAUGAUGACAGCUCCAGCAGUGGAGGCGAGGACAAUGGCCCGGCCUCUCCUCCACAGCUGUCACACCAGCAGCCCUACAACAGCAGGCCUGCCAUUGCCAAUGGAACCAGCCGGCCACAAGGAAGCAGCCAGCUCAUGAACACCCUCAGAAAUGACCUGCAGUUGAGUGAGUCUGGCAGUGACAGUGAUGAUUAGCACCCGAUCUUUCGAAGUCUACUUCCUGGUGCAUAAACAUGAUGUGACAAGACCAGGCUACUUUCGCACGGAGUCCGUUGCCACAAGGAAAAUGUUGUGGAUCAGCAUCUAUAAGGAGUUUGAGGCUUUGGAACUCUCUGAUAUUCAACUCUUUGACUUAGUGGUGCGGGUUGAUUUUUCUCAUGUAAUUUUUGAAUAAUCUCCUAUUGCAAAGUUUAAAUAGAUCUGUCGAAGAACUAACAAUUAUAUUUCUAUUUGGUUAACAUUUGUAAUGAAAAACACAAUUGUGCCCUGGGCUAGGUUGCUCAAAGCCACGUCUUCACCAGGUCAGUGAUUCGGUUUUAAAUCUCAGCAGCCAUUAGUUUGGCCAGUAGACCUGAAAUGGUCUGUGCCGGUGAGAUCAAACAAUCUGAGGGAUAAGGAAGAAGAGGGAGACCUCAAACUGCACCGUAGAAAUAUGUUACAGCCACUUGAAGUUGACAUGAAGUGGUAAGGAAGUUUGUCUGACCCAGCCUGACAAACCUGGGUAGAAAUGAACUUCAGGGGAGUCUUUGAGUGUCAGCUGGGUUGGACUCCAAAGAUAUUCUAGCUCAAUCCCCUCAUUUACAGGAAAGGGAAGCUUGUGGCUGGUUUAUGACCAGUCUUCUGUUCCCAGUCCAUGUUCCCUCCCUUGAGUUUCACUUAAUGGAGUUAGAGAUUUUUAUACAUGGAACUUACAGAGUACAUUAGCAUUUUUACUGGAUUCAAAAAGACAAAAGCCCUAAGUAGCUCCAGCUAGAAUUCAGAUCCCAACAGUCCCUAAAUGCUUUAGGCUGAGUGAGUGGGCAGAUUAAGCCAGCAGCCACUAUGUUGAUCCAUGUGGCUCAGUUAAAUUAAGGCUUUUAGUUCCAUGUGGAUCCAUCCUAGGUGUUCUUUAUUUAUUGGGUUUUAGCAGAAUGGGCAUAGGGUAGGAGUAGAAAAGAAACCUCUCUGAACAAAAAUGAGCCAGCAGUAAAUUUCCAAAAACCAAAAUCUAAAUAGGAGUUCUGCAAUAUGGAAUGAGCACAUUCCUUGAUAAGAUCUUUCUGCUUAUGAUUUUGUACCACUGUGCCUGACUCCUAGACUAGUUUGUAUUUUUAUAUAAAACUAGAAGAAAAUCACAAGAUUGCCUUCUACAGUGUGCAGUUUCCAAAUGAAUCUGAUGUUGUUGGAAACUGGUCACUAGUAAAUGUUCCAUAUUGAGUGAAUGUGUGGUGAAUUGUUCAAUGAUUAAUAUGGAGCAGCCUAUUUCUGUAGUUUGAAUGAAUGUGUCCUAAGAAAUUCCUAUCUACUUUGAUUCUGUGGGUGUCAAAACAUUAAUAAUGAUUUUCCUUUCUCUGGUUCCUCCACUUAGAUGGCCUCUCCCUAGCUAGUGGAGGAAAACAGUCUGGACCUACAAAGGAAAUGGAUGGUCCAUGAUGGGGGGCUUUGGUGAGAGUUCGUCAUGCACAUAGUGACUCCAGGGAGCCAAAAUGGGAGGAGGAGCCGUUGCCUUGCAGUACACCUGCAGCACUCUGCCCCAGUGUAGGUGGUAGGCAUGUGCUAGUACUUGUGGUGGGGUCUUUGCCCAUCAUGAGGGCUCAAUGGAUUCGGUGGCAGGUAGGAACUUAUUUAUAAUGCUUUAGAAUUCCGUGGUAAUGGUAGCUCAGGGAAGGUAAAGGUCACAAUUGGAGACUUGAAUUGUUGCUGGAUGUGGGAAUUACUUCACUGCUCUUAACUUGCUCAAAUUGGAGCAGGUUCCAGGAACUUGAACUAAAACACCUAUUUACCCACAAUCCCCAAGCCUUGAUGUAGAUGGAACUGUGGAUUUUGGCCUGUUAAGAUGUUUGUUUCUAUAGGAAAUACUUGUAUGUGGCACUACUUGGUGAAUCAAGCUUUCUGAGCUUCAGCCCCUCUCCCCUGCCAUUUGUCCUACCCAGGUUAUUCUGUAGCACAGCUCUGGUUUUUGUUUUCUACACAAAACAUUCCAUGGUUCUGUCUCCCAACAGAUUUAGGAAUUUUUUCUUUUUGGAAAUCAAGAAUGAGGCCUGAUGACCCUCACAGGUAUAUUCAUGCCAGCUAAAUUGGAAUUUGUCUUCCUGUGUCUGUGCCUUCACUGUCUCCUCUGCUCCCUUCUCCCCACUCCCAGCCUCAGGUCCAGGGUUCUGUAGUUCCGUCUUCAUGGACUCUUGCUCUGUUUUGACCCAUGUGGAGUGCCCCGUGAGUACAAACUGACCCUUUUCUUACUUGAACUCUGGUUGGUAUGAGCUCCGUAAUAGCAAGGGCUGUCAUCACAGGACUAGCCAUUCAUGUGCUGAUAGCCUGUGGAGGAGGAGGCAGAGAAAACUAGCCAGUGAAGUAGAGGGGUUAGACAGAGAAAGCACCCCGGGCAUUUGGACAAAGCUGAAUAUAUCCAUGCUGAAGUUUCUAACUAAACUGUUAGAUUGCCUUUACUUUAUGCAGUCUCUGGUGCACUGAGUCAUUUAGGUGAGGUGCAAAGACUAAAUCUGAAAUGUCUGAGGAGCCAUGGCAAGCCUUAGUAAAACGUGUUGGGGAAACAUAAAUAAAAUAGAGAUGUAUAAUAAUGCCACUCAUUUCUGUAGCAGAAUCUUUUUUUUUUUCAAUGUGUGGCAUGCUUCAGUGGUAGGAAAACUUGAAAUCCUUAUUUCCCUAUUUCACUGGGUCACCAGGAUACUGGUUCACCAGGAAAGAGCGAGAGGAGAGAGAGUGAGUGUGUGUGUGUGUGUGUGUGUGUGUGUGAUGUAUUUAUUACAUUAUUUUGAAAGAGAAUUAUUUGUUAUGUGGAUAUAUGUAUUAGGUACAGCCAAAGUGGAUAUUCUCAUUUGGCAAAGAGUGUAGGAUUUCUGAAACUCAGGCCUUAACCGGUAGAUUGGAAGACCAAUUGAAAUGUUAUGAAAUGUAUGUUUUAUUUGCUUCUGUCAUUUCUGUCUUGAGUUCAUUGUCUCCUUUAAUGAUUUUAAAAAUCUUGUUUCUAAAGUUCAUUUUGCAUAAUUAUGAAGUAGACAUGCAUGUUUACAUUUACGUAGAAUAUUUGUGGUAUAGUUUUUCUGUUGUUUAUUCUCUUAAAAGAUCACUAUAUUUAAAUAAAACUGAAGGUCAGCAAUACA
Messenger RNA from Heterocephalus glaber (naked mole-rat), 4018 nucleotides. It is a transcript of the gene Eaf1, whose product is annotated as ELL associated factor 1. Gene Ontology annotation, molecular function: transcription elongation factor activity. NCBI's taxonomy places the organism in Eukaryota, Metazoa, Chordata, Mammalia, Rodentia, Bathyergidae. The record is from RefSeq and is a predicted model, not a curated record. Gene Ontology annotation, biological process: transcription elongation by RNA polymerase II. Gene Ontology annotation, cellular component: super elongation complex.